Penicillium alfredii is the source of this 345-nucleotide messenger RNA. RefSeq lists its product as uncharacterized. The record is from RefSeq and is a predicted model, not a curated record. Lineage: Eukaryota; Fungi; Ascomycota; Eurotiomycetes; Eurotiales; Aspergillaceae. The transcript is spliced from 2 exons. Bases 1 to 345 code for a protein of 114 amino acids.
AUGAAGGGAACAGACAAUUGGCAAUCGCAUGACUAUCCAAACACGACGAAAGGCAACCCAAUCCAAGGAAGACGAACUUCCUUCCCCUCUCCAGCCCCAAGAGCCACACCCCAUUGUGUCCAGCCAACGCACGCAAAGCCGUCAGAUGAGCCUUUGGGUCUGGGAAGGAAUAGGGCAGUCAGCCACUCUCAAAUUGCUUCUAUGGCGGCGCGUUUCCGCAUUGCCUGGCUUGAGGGAACUCCGGUCGAAACCAAAGCGCAGGGUGUCCGGGGACUUUCUCCCAAAGCAAGAAAAGGAAAAAGAAAGGGGGGGGAGAACCCCCCAAUCUUUGUGUGUGAGCUUUGA